This is a messenger RNA of Trematomus bernacchii (emerald rockcod), 8396 nucleotides long. RefSeq names its product voltage-dependent calcium channel subunit alpha-2/delta-2-like. The transcript is spliced from 38 exons. The coding region runs from base 279 to 3569 and encodes 1096 amino acids. Gene Ontology annotation, molecular function: voltage-gated calcium channel activity. The record is from RefSeq and is a predicted model, not a curated record. Gene Ontology annotation, cellular component: voltage-gated calcium channel complex. Lineage: Eukaryota; Metazoa; Chordata; Actinopteri; Perciformes; Nototheniidae.
UCGUGCCCGCGCCGGCCUGUGUGUUGGUGUUGGUGGUGUUGGUGGUGGUGUAUAUGUGGGAGCAGGAGAGACUCUGCAGUGUCUUGGCAGCUGCGUUAGUGUAUCUCCCACCGACCGCGAUGCCUCCGCGGCCAAUGCCUGCCUCCUCCUCCGCUUCCACUUGACAACACACACCGAUAUGAAGUGAAGCUGCGCCGGACACACUAUCCUGAUAUCUAUAUGCCCCGGAGAGCUUCAUUCACGCACAGAAACCCCGUGACGAGAAUUGUUAAUGGAAAAUGGCGAUAGGCAAAGGGUCUUGCAGCAUCGUCUGCUUGGUAUCUAUCCAGAUUAUCUUGAUUUUCAGCGCGUCGUGGCCUGGAGCAGCGGGUCUCACAUUCCCCCAGCAAUACACGAUAAUGCACUGGGCCAGGCGUAUCGAGCAGGAGAUUGACAGAGUCUUUCAGCACAUCACUGGAGCUCAGCAGUUGAAAGGGAUAUACAAUGAAGAAAGGCGACGGUUUAGUCUGGUGAAGAAUCAGCCUCGGAGGAUUGUGGAGAAGGUGGCCUCAGAUAUAGAGAAACUCCUGGCUAAGAAGCGCAAAGCACUUGUUAGGUUAGCCAGUGAAGCAGAGCGGCUCCAGCGAGAGCAUGUAUGGCAGGAUGGAAUCAAGGAGCUGGACAUGGCUUACUAUGACUCCAAGGCAGAGCUGGAUUAUUACUCCAUGGAUGGAGAAGGAGAGGUGGAAAACCCCUCGCACAUCAAGCUGGAGUUUGUCUACGAUCCAAACUUCAAAAACGAUGUCAACUAUUCCUACACAGCUGUUCAGAUUCCUACAGAUAUUUAUAAAGGAGCUCCAGUCAUUCUGAAUGAGCUGAACUGGACGCAGGCGCUGGAGAAGGUUUUCAUGGAGAACAGUCAGGAGGAUCCGUCCCUUCUGUGGCAGGCGUUUGGCAGUGCGACGGGCGUCACUCGCUACUACCCAGCUUCACCUUGGAAGACCCCCGAUAAAAUUGACCUUUAUGACGUCAGGAGGGGGCCCUGGUACAUCCAGGGAGCCUCGUCCCCCAAAGAUAUGGUCAUUCUUGUGGAUGUGAGCGGCAGUGUCAGUGGUCUCACCCUGAAACUCAUCAAAGCGUCAGUGGAGAACUUGCUGGACACUUUGUCUGAUGAUGACUAUGUCAACGUGGCCAGGUUUAACGAGAAGGCCGAGGCCGUGGUUCCCUGCUUCAAACAUCUUGUCCAGGCUAACGUCCGCAACAAAAAGAUCUUCAAAGAUGCUGUGGAUCAGAUACAGGCUAAAGGCACCACUGACUACAAGUCUGGAUUUCAUUUUGCUUUCAACCAGCUGUUAAAUAAGACUAAUGUCCCUCGGGCCAACUGCAAUAAAAUAAUCAUGCUGUUUACUGAUGGAGGCGAAGACAGGGCUCAGGAUGUGUUCAUGCAGUACAACUGGCCCAACAAAACGGUUCGAGUAUUCACCUUUUCAGUGGGUCAGCACAACUAUGACGUCACACCUUUACAGUGGAUCGCCUGCACCAAUAAGGGUUACUAUUUUGAGAUCCGUUCCAUCUGUGCUAUAAGGAUUAACACCCAGGAAUACCUGGACGUGCUGGGGCGCCCCAUGGUUCUGGCAGGCAGCGAAGCCAAGCAGGUUCAGUGGACCAAUGUGUAUCAGGAUGCUUUGGGUCUUGGCAUGGUAGUAACUGGGACUUUGCCUGUGUUUAAUCUCACCAUGGAUGGAAAUUCACAAAAUCAGCUGAUUUUAGGUGUCAUGGGAGUCGACGUGCAUCUUGACGAGAUAAAGCGACUUACACCACGGUACAAUCUUGGAGCCAAUGGAUACAUAUAUGCCAUCGAUCCCAAUGGAUAUCUUCUCCUUCACCCUAAUCUUCAACCAAAGCUGGUGAACCUCCUGGAGCCUGUGACGCUGGACUUCCUGGAUGCAGAGGUGGAGGACGUUAAUAAAGAGGAGAUCCGGCGACAAAUGAUUGAUGGAAGACCAGGCGAAAUGCAGGUCAAAACCCUUGUCAAGUCGAUUGAUGAGCAGUACAUUGAUGACGUCUACAGGAGUUACACCUGGACUCCCAUCAACGGCACAGAUUACAGUCUUGGUCUGGUAUUACCCACCUACAAUGAGUACUUCAUCCAGGCAGACCUGAGUGAUGUGAUGCUGCAGCUCCAGUAUAUGCAGUCCCUGCUGCCCAGCUCCUUUGAAUCUUCAGGACAUGUGUUUCUUGCUCCAAGGGAAUACUGCAAACGUCUGCAUCUUUCUGACAACAACACCCAGUUUUUGCAGAACUUCCUCUCGCUCAUGCUGGAAAUUUCUCCAGAAUCUGAUGAGUGUGACCAAGGCCUCAUCCAUAACCUGAUUUUGGAUUCCAGGAUUAUCGGGCAGCUGGCCUCUCGUGUUUGGAAGAACAAGGACCUGAAUUCGUAUGGCUUCCUGGCUGUAUUUGCGUCCACUGAUGGAGGAAUAACACGUGUUUUUCCCAAUAUAGCUGCUGAGUUAUGGGAUGAGGAUCCUGAACCAUUCAAUUCAAACUACUACAAACGGAGCCUCGACAACAAAGGCUACAUGUUUAGAGCUCCAUCGAGAUCCUCAUUGGACGACCUUGUUGGUGGAGAAAACGGCACGGUUGGAAUUCUUGUUAGUUCGGCUGUGGAGGUUAAUUUAGGAGGCAAACUGCUCAAACCUUCAGUGGUCGGGGUGAAGCUGGACUUGGAGGCAUGGGUGGACAAGUUUAAGAUCCUGGCCAGCAACGUGUCGGACAGUCGACAGGGCUCACAGAAGUGUGGACCAUCCAGAAGCUGUGAGAUGGACUGUGAAGUGAACACUGAUGACCUCCUCUGCUAUCUCCUCGAUGAUGGUGGAUUUCUGGUUAUGUCCAAUCAGAGAGAUCACUGGAAAAAGAUUGGCCUUUUCUUCGGUGAUGUGGACCCUUACUUGAUGCACGCUCUCUACAACAACUCCAUCUUCAAUCGCCGUCAGUCUUUCCACUUCCAGUCUGCAUGUGAACCGGUCAACGACAGCCAAACGGGUUCAGCAACGAGGGGCAUCUUUGUGCCGUCCAUUGCUGACAUCCUCAGCUUGGCCUGGUGGACGUCCACAGUGGCAUGGUCUGUGACCCAGCAGCUCCUGUAUGGACUGGCAUACAACAGCUGGUUCUACCAAGAUGAUCUUCUGGUUGAUGGUUUUGAGACAAGGGAAAGCAGCUGUGUGACCAUCCAAAGCCAGUUCUACUUUACAAACACCACUAACUCCUACAACGUGCUGCAGGACUGCGGGAACUGCUCCCGGCUGUUCCACGCGAAGCGGAUAGAAAACACCAACCUCCUCUUUGUGGUCGCGGAGACGCUCCCCUGCAGCUCAUGUGAGAUAGAGAGACUGACACUGAUCAAGACAGAGUUUCAGGAGGAGAAUCCAUGCGAAGUACUGAGCAACGCGCGAUAUCGUAAAGGCCCAGCAUCAUGCUUUGACUACAAUGCCUUAGAAAACGCGUCAGAGUGUGGACGGGGUCAUGCACUGCAGUCUUCAAUAGGAGUCCUUCUCUUUAUCCAGCUUAUUCUGCCUCUUCUUCAUCUCUGACACAUGCACACGCUCUAACUUACAUCUUUCAUCUCUCUGGGUUGAGGCCCGGAUCUACUGAAGGUCAGAUCAAACAGCAAAUGCAAAAUGAUUCUUUUUUUAUCUGCAAACGGCACACAGUGCAUUUGAGCUAAAAAAGAAAUAUGUGGGUCAGCUCUUAGUGUUUUUUGCCUUAUUGCUUAUGCAUUUGUUAGUGUUUCAGGGCUUGAAUGCAAAUUAUAGAAAGAGAAUGUGUUGAGUCUGCAUGCUAUAGGACAAGCACGUUUAACAUUUUCGCACAGGCUCAGCCAUUUAAGCAAACACCAAAACAUCAGGGACAGGGCGAAUAGAUUAUAACCCAGCAGGGACAAAUGUCAGUCUGAAUUUUAGGUUGGAUUGUGGUGGUCAAAUGAUGCAUUAUAAAACAAUUCAGUUUGAUUUAUGUGCUUUGUGUUUAAUAACACAGUGGUUGAAAAAAACAUUCAGAUCUUAAACUUAAGUAAAGUUGCGUUAGAAAAGUCAUGCAUUUGAGAUUUCACUUAUGUAAACGAAUGGAAUUAUUGGCAACAAAAUUAACUUAAGUACAAUAUUGAUUUGACAGGAUAAUGGGUACCAUCAGCAUGCAUUUCAAUGUGGUAGCUUUUUAAGAUGGUAGCUCACUACUUUAUAUACUGUUGGAUGGUUUCAUCUUCAACAAUCAUUUUUAAAUCUUAGUUUUCCAUGUUAAAUAUUACUUAUACAGUACCUACACUCGUCAGAUAAAUGUAGUGGAGUAAAGGGUACAUUUUCCACUCUACAAUGCCUGAGGUUUAAAGUAUUAUAAGGUGCUCUGUGGAGUCUUCUUCCAAACAGAACUGUUUACAAUGUAUUUAUUUUUGACAGACAAAAAUGUUGAAUGCACUUCCUGCCAUUUGAAAAACAUAUUGAUUAACUUUUUGAAAAAAUGUAACCCCCUUUUUUGUGUCCAUGUUUACUUGCUUGCAGCCUUUGUCUUCUCUGCAUUUUCUGGCAUAUGACAGCAUUUGUAGGCGCGUUACUGCCACCUGUGGAUCAGUGGAAUAGAGUGAAAAAUGAAAAACUCCACAGGGUACCUUUUAGCAAAAUUUGGAAUGGAAGGAAAAUCAACACUGCACCAAAGUGUACCCGAGUAAAGGUACUUAAUGCCUUCUUUAAAUACAACGCUGCAUACGCCACCACAUGCCCUGGGUUUUAUACAGGGGAGCUCUGGGAUUGGCCAAACACAGCUGUUGGGACAACAACUAUGUGACGAGAGUGUUCUGAGUUUUUCGAUCUUUUUAUCUAGCUGAAGGUUUAACAGCAUUUGUGUUUUUGAGAUGGCUCAUUAGAUGAGGCCAACAAGAACAGUUUGUAUGGAUUCACAAUGUCCAUAAAACAGCCGGAAAGGCGUUUACAACUUUACAUUGUGCACAGCACACAUAAGGCUGCAUUGCUACUGCAUUGAUGUAAAUAUAUGAACAGAAUCUGCUGAGCUCGGCCGCUGCUGCUUCUGGCAAAGUCUGCUUUUCUUUUGGCUUUGUGGAAUUCAAAAUGAAUUAUCUGUGCCAGUUUUCAUUUGCAUGGCCGGUCCUAGUAAAUGUCUGCACAUAAUAGAGCUUCCCACACUUACAGCAGUGUUUUCCAUGAUAGUAGAUCCGGGCCUGAACUGGGAAUUCACUUCAGUGUCUUUCAAUUCACCUCUGACCUUUGCCAAGACAGUUUCAGUACUAUACAUUGUUUCAUACAUGACUCGACUCAGAAUGAUUUCCCUCUGUCGUCUCUUACAUCAUUCCAACCAGAAGUAUUGUUCCCCCCAAAAGAUGUUUUCUCAGAGCACACAUAUGAGAAUUGCCAUUAUGAUGAAAAACACCAGUGUCAAGAAGAUUUGUGACUUUUCAUAAGACAUAUCAGUGAUGAAACAUCCGUUCAUAAGUUUCAUUGAUACUGUUGAUGAUUCAAUGAUUGUCAAAGGUUGUGAUGCUGAACUGCUUCCACCAAUACUAUCUAUGAUCUUGUAGUGCUUCCUCUUGAUAAGAAUAGUAAAAGGGUGUAAAAUCUGACAAAAACUGACCAAAAUUAUGUAAACCGUGAUUUUGUUGCAAAAAUGUAGUAGUGAGUCCUCCCAGCUACUGCAUGGUUUAGUGGAAUAAUGUUGUGAUAAUCUUUAUUAAAGCAGUAAUUAUCAUGACAGACGAAUCUUCGGAUUUCGAUUUUAAGAAAUGUACAUGCAGUGUUAUUUCUGUAGUCUUAUAGCACAGAACAUGCGCAGACGUCAGUGUGGUGCCGACAUGUUUUUAAGCAGCAAUUGUUUAAUGGAAGGGAAGCUCUCUCUUUUUUGUAUCUUGUAUUGCCACUAUUUGUCAAACCUGAAUUUAUGCACUUAAGUAUGCUUCUGUGUGGGGAAUGUAGCUUCUGAACAGCUUUUGGUGUUAUCAAUAUGUUAUCUGUAUGUGAUGCUUUUUGAACCCAUGUUGCGUUUCCCCUUAUGUCUCCGUGAAAGUGAUGAUUUACUGUGGCAAAAUAUUUUCAUUUGUCAUGCAAACCUCAUCAUGGUGGUAAAAUAUCUUUCAACUUUUUACAAAAUGGUAAAGCUGUAUGACUUAUUUGCAAUGAAAGGUCUUCUCAGUACUGCAUAAAUGGGAUUAUCCCUACUGGGAUUCUGAACAAAUCGAUGUAUUUACUAUAUAUGUCAAGGUUAAAAACCUAUUUUUUCAGGUUAAUAUUAAGACAAAGAAGAAAAAAAGCAUACAUAAACAUAUUUCAGGGCUGAAGUAACCAUUUUCCUCAUUAUCUAUUGCUCUGCUCAUUUUCUUUUUUGAUCAACAGAUAUUUGCAUAUUGGAACACUAUUGACUAUUUGGCAUUUCACAUAUCCUGCUGGUAUUUAAAACUCAGAAUCAAGGCCAUCACAAAAAACCUUCCCCCUUUUGGCAGAUGAAUGUGACUCCUUAGCACAUAGUGGUAAAACAGUGGCUCUAGUUGACGGGGGAUUUAAAUUAUAUAAAUGAAUUCUAGUGAAGAAGAAUUGACAGUGGUAUUUUGUAACCAUGUAUCACUGUCUUAUUUGUGAGGAGUUCUGCAUGAUCAAAUCCUGAAAACAUUUCCCUUCAGUGAUCAACAAGCCCCUGAUGUCUUUUUGUGUUUGGAUCAUUUGAUCUGUUUCAAGAGUUAAUGUGAGAUAUUUUUUAAAAGCUUUUUUGACAAAAUAUUUGUAAAAUGCAGUUUCUCUCAGUCUGCCUGGUGUUCCACCCUGCAGUGCCUUGUGGCACUCAUUUUGGAUGGCAGAAACAUUUGGCUCUGAUAUGUGUGGACGUUCAUCCUGCAGGGCCAAGCGAAAGACACACUUGAAUUGAAUGGUUGCACAGACCCAGCUCUAAAUGGACUUUACGGUGAAGGAACAAAAAAGAUGCUCUUCAUGAACUUAUGAAGCAUUUUAAGUGAGCACAACAGAAGUGUGUCGAGCCUCCCCUCCUGCCUUCUCGUGGACAGAUGUUUGUCAAAGGGACGAGAAGGAGCCUGCUUUCUUUCUGCUACGUGUCGUUUAUCUUUACACUGUGGUUCAGCCUCGAAUCAAAGCACAGACACUGUCCAUUUUCAUAGAUUUACUUUGGCCCAUCUGCACACUAUAUUCUAUAUUUGAAGCCCGUCAGAAAAAUGUACUUUUUCAUUAGGACUGACUGAAACGAGUGAAUGUUUAUGUACAGAAAUACCUACUGUUGUGCAUCUCUGCUGUACCCAAGCAUGGUGGGAACCCGGAGAGGCAGAUUCUAGCUCAACACUGUUUGGAGACCUCAGCAAAACACUGCUUUAAAAAGAAAAUGAACAAAAAAAGCUUUUCUCUGAGACCUGCAGUAUUAACUUUAGGUCAUAUUGCAUUAUUCAAACAACACUGUUGUGAAUUGUGGAAAAUACAUUUUGUUGAACUCUUUAUAGCCUACAAUAUAUGAAUACUGUUGAGGUCAGUGUUGUAGUUUGGUUUUGAAUUACUGGUAUUUAUUUGCAUGAUAUUUUUAACAAUUUACAGAUUUGUGUACAUAGUCUGAUGGAUCAUUUACAUUCCUGUCCACAUCCAGCUCUCCAGUACUGUAGGGAGAAGUGAAGGAUGUUUGGGUUGAUGCGGAGGCCUCAGAGGUCUUUGCUGUGUUACCGAAUGAAGCUGAACGUUUGACUUCAGUGAAGCCUACAAUAACUCAGUGUUUGAAAUGUAGGUCAUUCUCAGAAAGUAGAAGCACAGAGGAGAUAAUAGUUAAGAGCAACAUACUGCCUGAUUCAACUUUUGUCAUUUAUUUAGGAAAAAGUGACGUAAAACCACUAAGGAUAAUUUAUGCAUUUAAAGGCUGUAUAAGAAACAAAUAAGGCAGUGGCAUGUUUGGGGACAACCCUUUAUUACCUAACUUUGUUUAUGAAAUAGAUUCAAGCGUUGCUUAUUUAAUUCAUUUAUAUAUUAUUUGUUUAUUUAUUUUGGUAUUGUGAAUAAUACUUGUAUUGAACAGGAAGGAAUUGAAUGUGUUAAAAGCUUGUGUGGGCUCACUAAGCCGUUUACAAGAAAAUUGCAAAACAGACUAAAUCUAUAUACUGUAUGUCCAUGUCCUUUAUUUACUGAGUAUCAAACCAUAAGAAUGUUAAUGUUUUUUGCUGUAACUUUGCUUUUAAUUUGCUGACGUUGUUUACUCGGGACAGUUUCCUCUCUUUGUGAAAGUCUCAAAUGCCACCUCAUUUUUGUACAGACAAUGUGAAGCAGUCAGCAGAAGAUAAAGGCUAACUUUGUAAAGAUUUUGUCAGUCACAUUACAAAAUGGAUAUUUAAAUGUUUAUAUCUUUGGUGAUUAAAGCUGUUGAUAUUUUUCACUUCA